AUGGUGAAUCCAGGAUUGUUUUCUGGGAAUAAGUCCGUGAAUUCGGUGAAAGUAAGCUUUCGGAUACCGUAUUUUACCCAAUGGGGUCAGAGCUUGCUGGUUUGUGGCUCUGUACCGGUGCUUGGUGCCUGGAAUGUGAAAAGGGGUGUGUUGCUCAGUGUUAUUCAUCAGGGGAGUGAGCUCAUCUGGGGUGGAAGCAUCACAGUGCCAAGAGGGUUCCAAUGCCAGUACAGCUAUUAUGUUGUAGAUGAUAAGAAAAAUGUACUGAGAUGGGAGAUGGGGAAGAAGCGCGAACUGAUACUCCCUGAAGGUGUUCAGAGUGGACAGGAGAUCGAGUUCCGUGAUCUUUGGCAGGCUGGCUCAGAUGCCCUCCCUUUCAGAAGUGCUUUCAAAGAUGUCAUUUUUCGGCAAAGCUGGGAUUUGAGCCAUGCGACAGGAGGAGUCAACCACAUCAAUUUUGAACCGAAAGGAGAAGCUAUCUUGGUCCAGUUCAAAAUUUCCUGCCCAAAUGUAGAGAAAAACUCAUCAAUAUAUGUCAUUGGUAGCAAUACAAAGUUGGGACAGUGGAAAGCUGAAAAUGGACUAAAACUCAGCUAUUUUGGUGAAUCUGUCUGGAAAGCUGAAUGUCUGAUGCACAGGAUAAUAUCCACAUAUAGAUAUGGAAAAUAUGACAGGAGUGGGAACUUCUCUAUAGAAAGUGGUUCAAACCGCGAAGUUUCUACUAACUCCUCAAAGAAUGAGGUGAAAUAUAUUAUUCUGUCAGAUGGCAUGAUGCGGGAAACACCUUGGCGUGGUGCUGGCGUAGCUAUACCCAUGUUUUCUGUUAGGUCGGAAUCUGAUCUGGGUGUUGGAGAGUUUCUUGACCUUAAGUUACUAGUUGACUGGGCUGUAGCAUCUGGUUUCCAUUUAGUUCAACUUUUACCAAUCAAUGAUACAUCUGUGCAUGGGAUGUGGUGGGAUUCUUAUCCAUACAGAGCACUCACUGCAGUUAAAGCAGCCCAUGCUGUUUCUUUCUUCUACCAAAGAGGGGUACCAGGGAUCGGACACUUGGUAAAAAAUAUUACUUAA
Messenger RNA from Sphenostylis stenocarpa, 1068 nucleotides. The record is from the annotation of a GenBank genome assembly. Lineage: Eukaryota; Viridiplantae; Streptophyta; Magnoliopsida; Fabales; Fabaceae.